Hevea brasiliensis (rubber tree) is the source of this 1806-nucleotide messenger RNA. RefSeq names its product metacaspase-1. Gene Ontology annotation, biological process: proteolysis. Lineage: Eukaryota; Viridiplantae; Streptophyta; Magnoliopsida; Malpighiales; Euphorbiaceae. The record is from RefSeq and is a predicted model, not a curated record. The transcript is spliced from 5 exons. The coding region runs from base 373 to 1476 and encodes 367 amino acids. Gene Ontology annotation, molecular function: cysteine-type endopeptidase activity.
UUGAAGGUGAAAGACGCGGCAAUGUUCCUUUACUAAUUUGUCAGUUCUUGAUUUCUUGAUUGUUUUCCGGCCAAUAGUAUGUAUAAUGGCCUGUAAAAAUUGAAUCCCACAUGCAAGUCAAAAGUCCUUGGCCUUCCUCUGUUUCUCUCCAUUUUCUGUCCUCCCUCCUCUCUCCUCUCUCUUCCUCAUUUUCUCUCCUGCAAUUUUCUGAUUUCUUAUUCUCCACUCAGCAUUCCUUCCUCACCAACCUCACCCAAUUCUCUUUGUUUUACCUCUCUCUAUCUCAAAGCUUUCACUUUUCAUCAUAUUCAACAUCUACUGUUACUGCUCCUUAGAUUCUCUCUCUCUAUCUCUCCAUCUCUCUGCGUCGCUAUGCAUAUGCUGGUGGACUGUUCAAACUGCCGCACGCCGUUGCAGCUCCCGCCGGGCGCUAAAUCCAUUCGCUGUGCCAUCUGCCACGCCAUCACUCUCAUCGCGGAUCCUCGCUCUGUUCCACCACCCCCACCUUACUCUUCGUCUGCCCACCACAACUACCCGUCCCCGCCUCCCCCUUCAGUGGUUGCUCCGUCUCCGUACAACCACGAGCCGUCGGGUCCUCCUCCUUCUCCCCACGGCAACAAGCGUGCGGUGAUAUGCGGGGUCUCUUAUAAGAACACCAGGAAUGAGCUCAUGGGGUGCGUUAAUGACGCUAAGUGCAUGAAGUACUUGUUGGUUAACAGAUUCAAAUUCCCGGAAUCCUCCAUUGUUAUGCUCACCGAAGAAGAAACCGAUCCUUAUAGGCGCCCAACCAAGCACAACAUGAGAAUGGCAUUGUACUGGUUGGUGCAAGGUUGUAAGCCUGGAGAUUCACUGGUGUUUCACUUUUCUGGCCACGGUUCACAGCAGAGGAAUUACUCGGGGGAUGAGGUGGAUGGAUAUGAUGAAACACUUUGUCCAACUGAUUUUGAAACUCAGGGAAUGAUUGUGGAUGAUGAGAUCAAUGCCACAAUUGUCAGACCUCUUCCUCGUGGGGUUAAGCUUCAUGCAAUUAUCGAUGCUUGCCAUAGUGGCACUGUGUUGGAUUUACCAUUUCUCUGCAGAAUGGACAGGAAUGGGAGGUAUUUCUGGGAGGAUCAUCGCCCUCGAUCAGGAGUAUGGAAAGGAACAAAUGGUGGGGAAGCUAUCUCCUUUAGUGGCUGUGACGAUAAUGAAACCUCUGCUGACACUUCGGCUCUCUCGAAAGUUACUUCAACAGGUGCAAUGACUUACUCUUUCAUCCAAGCUAUUGAGCGUGGACAUGGAACUACAUAUGGGAACAUGUUAAAUGCAAUGCGCUCUACCAUUCGAAAUACAGACAACGGGCUUGAUGGUGGCAUUGUGACAUCUCUUCUCACAAUGCUCUUAACAGGAGGGAGUCUCAGUUCCGGAUUUAGACAGGAACCACAGUUAACAGCCAACGAAACAUUCGAUGUCUAUUCAAAACCUUUUUCUUUGUGACAACUAAAGACAUUGCUCUGCUUUCUACCUUCCGAACAGAUUGAGGAUGUCCCUGUGUACAGUUGAGCAAGAACGGAUUUCAUCGAUUACUAUUUUUUUUUUUUGAACUGCAAAUGCUUAAUUUCAUUUGAAGGCCCCAAAAUUGGGCAUUUAGUUCAACUUGCACUAUGUUGGUCUUAUUCUCUCUGCGGUGAUUAUCAUGACUAUCGUUCUUGUUUAUUUUGUUUCAAUGCAGGGUGAUUUUAUCAUCUUGUUUUACUGAUACAUCUUAUGCAAAGUCAUGAACUAGCUACUGUUCAGAAAUGAAAAAGAACUUUGUUCUUGCUGUAA